This is a messenger RNA of Oryza brachyantha (malo sina), 1474 nucleotides long. Its product is annotated as WAT1-related protein At3g30340-like. Gene Ontology annotation, cellular component: plasma membrane. The record is from RefSeq and is a predicted model, not a curated record. NCBI's taxonomy places the organism in Eukaryota, Viridiplantae, Streptophyta, Magnoliopsida, Poales, Poaceae. Bases 128 to 1192 code for a protein of 354 amino acids. The transcript has 6 exons. Gene Ontology annotation, molecular function: transmembrane transporter activity.
AGUGGCAGGUACCCUAUAAAACACCAUGACAUUUCCAGAACAAAUGGCUCAGGCUAGGCAGGCCACCGGAUCAAAGUUCAGUUGAGAGCAGAGCAGAGCAGCAAGCUAGUGUGGUUGCAUUUCAGAAAUGUGGAUGGAGCAGUGGAUGCCGACGGUGUCAAUGGUGGCCACCAACGUGGUGAUCGCCAUCAUGACAGCGCUGAUCAAGCAGGCGCUCAACCAGGGGAUGAACCGCCUGGUCCUCAUCACUUUCCGCCAAAUGGUGGCCACUGUAUUCCUUGGCCCCAUAGCCUACUUCAAGGAAAGGAAGACAAGACCAAAGUUCACAGCUGAAAUCUUUGGCUACAUGUUCCUAAGUGGAAUCCUUGGGCCGGUGCUUCUUCAGUACACACUGUUUGUCGGGCUGGAGUUCACCACAGCAACAUUUGCUGCAACUUUCGGCAAUAUGCUUCCGGUGGUCACUUUCUUGAUUUCACUCGUUUUCAGGUUUGAAGCACUCAAUGUAAAGAGCAAAUCAGGGAGUGCCAAGAUAUCAGGAACACUGGUUUCCCUGAGUGGAGCAAUGAUGCUCACCUUCUACAAGGGCUCAGCACUGACCCAUACAGCAUCAUCUAGCAGCAAUCCAGCAGCAUCCAGCAGUGGCAGCAAGCAAGCUGAAGAACAUGACACCGUCCGUUGGGUGCUCGGUUCCGUCUCGUUGCUCGCAAACGUAGUUGGGUUCGCACUGUGGUUGAUGCUGCAGAGGAAGUUCACCAGGAAGUACCCAGCAAUUUACUCUGCUACUGCAUUCAUGUCACUGUUCAGCUGCUUGCAAGCAGGAGCACUUGCCCUGUCCAUCCAGAGGAGCAGCGUUUCAUUGUGGGCUCUCAAGGGGACUAUAGAGAUUGCCACAGUUGUAUAUUGUGGUGUAGUGGCGUCUGGCAUUGGGUACCUGAUGCUCACAUAUUGCGUUGAGAAGAGAGGCCCUGUCUUCACCGCCGCCUUCAGCCCUCUCGCUCAGAUCUUCGUGGCUGCCAUCGACCUCUUCAUCCUCCACGAGCCACUCUAUCUUGGCAGCGUGCUAGGAUCAGUCCUGGUGAUUCUGGGGCUUUACCUUGUUCUGUGGGGCAAAAGAGAGGAGGCCGCCAUUGCAUCGCCGGAGAAACCGGUGCAAGCAGCAGACGUAGAACAGCAGCAGCAAGAGAAAGUGUGAUCAAAUGUAAAUGUAAUUCCCCUUAGCCUGCAUGCUGCAUAUAUAUGAUGUGCAAUUAACUUCAAGAUGUAGUGCCAGCUAAACAGAAAUCUUAUUGUAAGCUCUGACAGCUAUGGUCUACUCCCAGAGUUAAGUGCACCACAUAUUUGUACUCGCAUGAUACACAUGAAAAAGCUAGAAGAAAUACACUGUACCAUUCUGCUUCGAUCAUCUAAGCUGUGCAAAAGUGCCUUUGUGGUCAUAUAUUGAUCCCAAUUCUGGCAAAACAGUGCUCCUCUGAAU